Messenger RNA from Mugil cephalus (flathead mullet), 3534 nucleotides. RefSeq names its product sorting nexin 7 (gene snx7). Gene Ontology annotation, molecular function: phosphatidylinositol binding. The record is from RefSeq and is a predicted model, not a curated record. The coding region runs from base 296 to 1555 and encodes 419 amino acids. Lineage: Eukaryota; Metazoa; Chordata; Actinopteri; Mugiliformes; Mugilidae. The transcript has 9 exons.
CCAGUCUCUCAGCUGCUCUGAAGCAUUGACUCUGUUGAGUGUGUGAAGUUUUGCUGGAAGUUUAGCGCAGGUCUGACUCUGAGUCUCCGGACUCUUUCUCUGCCUCUAGACCCUGUCUCUGCGUCUCUGGACCCUGUCCCUGCCUCUGGACCCCGUCCCUGCUGCGUCUCUGGACCCUGUCCCUGCUGCGUCUCUGGACCCUGUCCCUGCACCCUGUCCUGUGUCUGGACCCUGCCUCUGUCUCUGGACCCUGUACCUGUCUCUGGACCCUGUCCCGUCCCAUGCUUGGGGUGCGAUGAGCGGCCAGACGGUUCCCGCGGACUUCUCGGAACACAUGUUGGACCUGGACGAGGACGAGGACCUGGAGGUCUUCACUAAGAACACGUCUCUGGAGGAGGACGGCCGCUUGCCCAACUCGCCUGGCUCCAUGAGCAACCAGUACAGGCUGGAGGAGGAUGAGGAACAGCAGCAGGACAACAACAAAGACCUCUUCAUCACCGUGGACAAGCCGGAGAGCCAGGUCACCGCCAUCGAGACCUUCAUCAUGUACAGAGUCGUGACCAAGACGACUCGCAGUGAGUUUGACUCCAGUGAGUAUGAGGUGCGUCGACGGUACCAGGACUUCCUGUGGCUCCGAGGCAAACUGGAGGAAAACCACCCGACCCUCAUCAUUCAUCCUCUUCCAGAGAAGUUUGUGAUGAAAGGCAUGGUGGAGCGCUUCACCAACGACUUCAUCGAGACCAGGAAGAAAGCGCUGCACCGCUUCCUCAACAAGAUCUCGGAGCACCCCAUCCUGUCCCACAGCGAACACCUGAAGGUCUUCCUCAGUGCGCAGGACCUGUCGCCUCACAAGAAACAGGGUCCGGGCUUCCUGAGCAGGAUGGGGGAGACGGUGAGGGCGGUGGCCAACUCGGUACGAGGCGUGAAGAGCCGGCCGGAGGAGUUCACCCUGAUGCAGCAGUAUGUGGAGGACUUCAGCAACAAGGUCGGCACCGUGGACAAAGUCACCCAGAGGAUCAUCAAGGAAAAGAAAGAAUAUGUGGAUGAAGUGAUGCAGUGCAGCUCCACGUACACCCAGUGGGCUGACUCGGAGCGGGAGCUGGCCGAGUCUCUGAGGGGCAUCGCCGGCUGUGUGGAGCAGUGCACCAAGGACACCGAGGAGCAGAUCCAGCAUCUGUCUCAGUCCCUGGUCCCUGCCCUGCACGAGUAUGUCCUCUGUGCAGAGACACUCAAGACUGUGCUGAGACGGAGAGACAACAUCCAGGCCGAGUUCGAAGCCAAGAAUGAGGCCAUGAUGACUAAGAAAGUCGACCAAGAAACUCUGCAGGAGGAGGUGGACGGUCUGGCCGACCGGGUGGAGCUGGCCAACAACGCCCUCCUGGGGGACUGGUCCCGCUGGCAGAGCAGCAUGAGAACUGACCUCAGAUCAGCCUUCGUCUCCGCAGCCGAGAAGAACGUGGAGUACUACGAGAAGUGCCUGGCUGUGUGGGAGUCGUUCCUCCUGUCUCAGAGAGACGGCUCCAGCGAGCAGAGAGACCGGGAGGAUGCGUCUUAAAGCGUGGAGAUGACCAGAGAACACGUGACCACACCAAGAGAAAGACUCUGAACCACUGCCCCUCAUCUAAAAGUGCCUCGUGUAGUAAAACAGCUCAGUCUCUUUCUCUUUCUUUCCCUUUCUCUGCUUCUCUUCCAGUCUCAUCAUUCCAGUGAUAACUACAUCACUAAAACCAGCACUGUGAUCCAAAUAUUUAAAGCAACCAUGUGCAUGGCCAAAGGGCUCUUCAGCCUCCACUUUGCUGCUCUGUGCUUCAUUCCUCUUUAUAUAAAUACAUAUUAUAUAUUUAUAUAUUUGACACACAGCUGUGGCCUCGUUCAGGGAACACUGUUGGGAGGAUGCCAAAUGCAGAGUCGCAUCUAGGCUGCCACUCUAACAGCAGACAUCUGAUUUCUAUCAUUCGGUUUAGUUAUAUUGAUCCAGCAUAUUGAAUCAAUAAUAUCAGUGUAGUGCAGCUAUGUGGCCUGAGCUAAAACCCAAACAUGAAAAGAAUUCUACGACUAGAGACCCAGUGAGUUGAAGGAUUAGUAAAAAUGAAACAUCUGUAACAUUAGCUAAUUUCAACCCCCACAAUUUAGAAGAUUCAAAACAAGACAGAGACGACAGAGAUUUCACGGAUCAUGAUCCAAUCCUGGUCUUUUAAUAUUAGGUAUCCGCUGAUCUGAUCUUAAAUAUCCUAGAGUUGGCCCCCUGUAGCUUCCUAAAGACUUCCAUUGUCCAUUGCCUUCCAACGAAGGUGAAGAAGAAGAAGUUUUGAAGCUACAGGGUAGUUUUGGUUUAUAUCAGACCUAAAAUAAAUUACUAUCAAUUUACUACCAUCAAUUUAAAAAUAAUGGACCAGCAUUGAUACCAAUCAUGAAUUUACUGUUAAAAUUUAGGCUUUAAUGGUGUGGAUCUACCUUUAGUAGAUGAAUAAAGCAGUCGCAGUGGUUCCAUCUCAGCGUGAAGCUUCGAACCUUCUGUGCAGAGCUUGCGUGUUCUCACUGUUUCAUUCCAAAGACUCUCCUGCUAAUGAGGAUAACAGGGAGAUACAGACGACUCUUCAAAUUUAAUCAGCACAAGGCAUUAAAGUCACUACUCAUCAGUAAUUCAUUACAGAGUGUAAUAAACAACAUGUUUCCUAAUCAUCGGUGAAUAAACCCGAACCGUUAAUUAUUUACCAGGUGACUAACAGAUUAAUCUACUGCACUGGUAACCUGAUCUGACACAGUGACCACAUCCACGACUGAGACCUGUGAUUACAUAUCAGUGAACAUCAUCUUCUGUGUCCCCAGAGAGAGACUUCACGUUUGAUAUGAAGCUUUUCACGGUAUGAUGUCUUCUUCUGGUUUCAUCAUGUGUAAUAAAUCAGAAAAAGUAUUGACGUGAUAAUAAAGACAGAUGUGACAUUUAAAUCAACGCUAUCACGUGUGAGUCCUAGCUCUCUGCUGGCUGGACUUUCACAUUGUUCAGACCGAAGCUUCUCACGCAUUUGAGGAUAAUUACAGAUCACAUCCAAAGACCAGCUCGUCCUUUUAUUCCUUUUCUUUUUGAGAAGAAGAAACUCCAUCGGUUUCUGCUCACUGAUUACCACACAGUCCCAAUGAACAUUUGUGAUCAGCUGUUCUUCUGUAAAGUAACUUGUCCAGUUUUAUCAUAAAUACUCUAAUCUGGGAUUAAUGAGACAGAGGAAAUGAAGCUGCACUCUGCUCAGCUGCCACCCUUUCUCUUCCUGCUCACCGAGGUCUGCAGGAAAUCACCGUUAUAACGGUGACCUGGCUGUCCAACAGAGUUAGACAUUUGAAUGCAGUAUGUUUACAGAUGAUAUGUUUACAGUCAUCCAUGUCCUUCAUCUGGGCCUUCUCAUCAGCUUUCUCCACUUCUUCUGUAUUUUUUUCUUUAUCUGAGCUCAUGGUCAAAGGAUAAUCUGUAUUUAUUGUGAAGCCCUUCAGGCACAUUUGUGGUAACGGGCCGUAUCAAUAAAGGUUUGACAAACUGGU